CGUACUUUUUUGUUUGCUAUUGCUAUUACAAUUAUCUCGGCUCCGAUGACCGAUGUCCGAUAGUCUGAUUAAGUCAUUCUCAUUUAUACUUCUGUUUUUAUUGUUUUUAAUAUCCACGAUAUAGACAAUUCAAACGUGUAAUAUCAUACAAAGAUGUCCAUUAUUUACCUAGUAAUAACUAAUAUAGAUUUGAAUAUUUUGUACACAUAACAUUUUUUAGUCAUGAAAUAGUGUCGAAUUUGACGAUACAUAUCAAAAUGAGCGAAAAAUCAUUCAAAAAUCUUAAAGCUAAGUUGCUAGAAUGCAACAAGUUACCAGAACCAAUAAAGGACAUAUUAAAAAUAACGAACAAUAAUUCAUUAAAAGACCUAGAUGAAAACAAUUUCAAUCAUUUAUGGAUUUUGAUACAUGAUUUCAUCAAGGAAACUACACUCGCUGAAAAUAUUACAGAASAUGUAGAGCUAUUGUUAUGUUAUGAAUCCAUUUUGAACCUUGUCAACUAUACAAUUACUUGUGCUGAUGACAACAUAUUAGGUGUAUUACUUAAAACUAUACUGGUUUUUCAAACUUUUUACACUACAAAUCUCAAAUAUAAGUUCAAAAUAGAUAUAAUAAAAAUGUGCUGUAGCUUCUGGCAAUUAGUAACUUCAUCACCAACACAAAAUGGAACUGACAAUAUAUACAAUUUUGACUUAAUUUUAACUCAAAAUUUUGUUUUUACUUUUAAUUAUCUAUUUGAUACUAUUAAAGUGACUACAAAAAAAAUGGAUUUGAAAGUAUUAUCUACUUUACUCUGGGAAUUUUGCAAGAUUGUGAGCAAUUUGCCUUCCAAUAUAAAUGGAUUAAACUUAAUUGUUCCAAAUUUAAAAAAAUUGAUGAAGUACCCAUUGUUUCUGGAAACCGAAACAGGAAAAUUGACUAUUGCAGAUAUAUUUACAUGUAGUCAACAACUAUUUCUCAAAUUUCAUCAAACAGUUAAACAAAACUUACCAAAAGCAAACAAAUCAGAAGCUGAAGCAUAUGGGGAGAUAUAUUUUAUUUCUUGGAUAAAUUCUAGUUCAUCCAUAAAAGAAAUAAUUGAAGAACAAAUAUUUGAUUUAAUAUCCAAAACACUGACAUUACGGCGUACAGGUUUAGCUUUUUAUACUUACCGUAAUGCUUUAAUUCUUUUGCAAAGUAUGCAAAAACACAGAAAACAUUUAAUGUUCAGCAAAGUUAUUACCAAGCUAUAUGCUCCUGUUAUUUGGAGACAGUUAACGAGUGAAUUUAGUGUUGUGAGAUGCAAUGCUACUGACAUUUUAGCAAGAGCUUAUCCUUUGGAAAAAAGAGGAGAAGGUCGAGAAAUAUCUUCAAGGUUUUUAAUGAAACAACAAAAUGCAUUUCUGGAUUUAUUAGUAGAUGUUUGCCCUCAAGUUCGAAUAGCUGCUAUAAAAGGAAUUUGUAGCUGCAUGAGAUAUUUUUGGAAUUCAUUUGAAGAUGAUCAAAUAAUUGAAUGUUUUAAAUUAUUUAUACGUUUAAUUGAUGAAAGCGUAUUUGAAGUAAGAAGKGUUUUAUUUUAUGGAUUUUGUCAGUUACUCGACGAGGUUAAAUCCCACAGCUACUUUAAGAACCCUUUCCUUAUUACAAAAAUGAAAAAUACAUUUAGUGAUGAAAAUGAAAAGGUUCGGCGUUCUUUUAUACAUUUCUUACUGAAAAUUAAAAAGAUUGAUAAUCAGUCAGACACCAAAGAUAAAAUCAACUUUACAAAAAUAGUUGACUUAAGAGAUAUUGCUUUUGCACUUGCUCGUGAAGAUAAGCAAAAUGGACUUUUACUUGUUGAUUUAAUUUUUGAUAACUUUAUUGGAAAUAGAGUACCCGACAAGCAUACAACACUUAGAAGAUUUUAUACAUUUUACAAAAUAAAUCCCAGUGCUUUUCGUAAACUGAUAAUUUAUUCAGAAAAACAUCUUGACUUCAAUAGUGCUUGCAAACUGAUUUUAUCAUUAUUAAAAACUGUAUAUAGUGCACUAAAAAAAAAAGAAGAACGUUUGAAAAAUAUAGAUAAAGAAAAUGAUAUGCCUCCCAAAAGGCAUAAAUCAAAUGAUGAUUCCGAUAUAUCCAAUGAUACACAUAAUUCAUCUUGCAGUUCAUCAUCAGUUAGUAAUAAUGAUGAUGAAGAACAGAAUGAACAUAAUAAUAUAUGUUGUAUUUUGGACUGUGUUAACUGCCUUAUGAUACUCCAUUGUAAUGAAUUUAAGGAUGAAGAAGCCCGUCAACAAAUUAAAGAUAUUCAGGAUUCUUCCAUCACAUGUUUAAUUAAAAUACUCAAGUUCUAUAAGGAAGGUGAUGCUUACUACAGUGCAAUUAGCUUAGCAAGUUUAAUGCCGGUGACAAAAUUGAGUGMCCAUGUAUCAAUAACAAGUACAGCAUUAUCUACUUUAAAACAGUUGCCUUAUGAUAUAAAUCAAGCUGAAGAAGAGAUUGAUAUGCGAAAAGUUAACUGUCUUGUUUAUUCAUUGUGCAUGUGGAAACGAGGUUAUGAGAUACUUCAAUUUGUGAAUGUUUGGUUUGAUGAAGCAUUUAAAACUUUAAAUCUUAACGAAACACAAUACCCGGAUUCUAAAAUUGAUAAAGGGAAAAAGGUCAGAUUCAAAAUAAAUUUUGAUGAAUGUAAACCAAUGACUGGUAUCCUAUUGAUAAACUCUAUGAUUACCAAUUUACAAACACAGAAAACACUUAMAGAUUCUGAUGUUAAUAAAAAAAAUACUUACGAUCUUUUCUUAUACUUGCGGCGUGUUAAGGCAGCAAUUGAGAACCGAAUAUCUUCAGAUAAUGUUUUAAGUAACUUAUUAUCAGAUGAAGUUCUAAUUGAGUUAUUCUUAUUACAUAACCGAUUACAUAUAAUUUAUCAUAGUAAGGAAAAAGAUAUUGAUGAAAUUAUUAAGUAUCAAACUUCUAUUUUAGAUUGGGUUAUAAACAAUAUACUUAUUUAUGAUUUACACCAUAAGGAUGAAACAACUAUUAAAUUUGCCGUUAAAAUAAUUGAAAUUGUUAAUAAAAUGUCAUUAAAUAUGUGUUUAAUGGCUUUUGURAAUACAGCGUAUCUGGAUGAUUAUAUUGCAUUUUGUGCUACAGUCUUGCACAAUCAUUUGGGUCCUUGGCUUUUAACAUCAAUGAUUGCAACUUUAGCACAAGUCUCAAAAUAUUUCAACUAUCUAAUAUAUGCAGAAAAGCUUUUAAAUGAUACAUCAAUACUGACAAAUUGUGUCUGUAGUAUCAUAUCAGUUCUCAGUGAAUCUAAAUUUAAUGCAGAACGUUUUAUUAGUGUUAUUGGAGAUCCAAAAAUAUUUCGUAGUAACUUAAUUAUGCUGAUUUUGGAAAUUUACAAGAUUAAUACUGUGGAAUUCAAACAAGUUUUUAUGACACUUAUUGAAACCAUUAUGAAUAUUAUUGCUAAUCAAAUUCGAGAAAUUGAUGAAAUUGAUUUAAAUGAACACCUUACAGAAAUGCCAUUUGCUAGUUAUCAGUUAGCAGCAGUGAUUUUAAAUAAUGCGAAGUUAAGAAAACAUUUUUCGUCUAAUGCAGUUGUAAUAUUCUCGUCUGAUGUAUUUAAAAAUGACUAUGUCUUAUUACUAUCAGCAAUAUCUUAUGUUUACACUUUAUCAUUUCAAUUAAGCAAAACAAUAACAAUUGAUCUUGAACCAGUUGUAAAACUGCUUUAUAAAAUUUUGAUGGAACAUGACAAAACUAGAACUCCACUUGGUGAUAACUGCACCAUAAAUAAUACAAAAGCUGACCGAGGUGUUUCUGUUUUGGAAACCUCAGACUUCAGUAAUGAAAUUACAAAUUUCAAACAAAAAGGACGCAAUGUUUUAAUCGCAACUGCUAAGCAAUUGCAUGUUACUUUAUCUGAGUAA
Messenger RNA from Diuraphis noxia (Russian wheat aphid), 3896 nucleotides. RefSeq names its product condensin-2 complex subunit G2-like. NCBI's taxonomy places the organism in Eukaryota, Metazoa, Arthropoda, Insecta, Hemiptera, Aphididae. Gene Ontology annotation, cellular component: nucleus; condensin complex. The record is from RefSeq and is a predicted model, not a curated record. Gene Ontology annotation, biological process: mitotic sister chromatid segregation.